Messenger RNA from Thamnophis sirtalis, 2088 nucleotides. Lineage: Eukaryota; Metazoa; Chordata; Lepidosauria; Squamata; Natricidae. The record is from RefSeq and is a predicted model, not a curated record.
CUACAACUGGUAGCGACCCCAGCCUGUCCCCGGAUUCGCAAGACCCCAGCCAGGACGACGCCAAGGACUUGGAAAGCGCCAAUAUCUCCGACAAGGAGGUGGGCAGCAAUGAGAACGACGACCAAAAUCUGGGGGCUAAACGGAGGGGGCCCCGCACCACCAUCAAAGCCAAACAACUGGAGACCCUCAAAGCAGCCUUCGCCGCCACUCCGAAACCCACCCGGCACAUCCGUGAGCAGCUGGCUCAGGAGACCGGCCUUAACAUGCGGGUCAUCCAGGUUUGGUUCCAGAACAGGCGUUCUAAGGAAAGGCGCAUGAAACAGCUGAGCGCCCUGGGGGCCCGCAGGCACGCAUUUUUCCGCAGCCCUCGCCGCAUGAGACCGCUGGUGGACCGUCUGGAGCCGGGCGAGCUCAUUCCCAAUGGGCCGUUUUCCUUUUACGGAGAUUAUCAGAGUGAAUAUUAUGGACCCGGAAGCAAUUAUGAUUUUUUCCCACAAGGACCUCCAUCUUCCCAAGCGCAGACCCCAGUGGAUCUCCCCUUCAUACCCUCCUCAGGACCAUCAGGGACCCCACUUGGGGGGAUGGACCAUCCCGUACCUGGACACCACCCGUCCAGCGAAGCUCAACGUUUCACAGACAUCAUGUCCCAUCCUCCCGGAGACUCGCCUAGCCCGGAACCCAAUUUACCUGGUUCCUUGCACUCCAUGUCAGCAGAAGUCUUUGGACCGAGUCCUCCAUUUUCGUCCAUAUCGGUCAACGGGGGUGGUAACUACGGUAACCACUUGUCGCAUCCACCGGAAAUGAAUGAGGCUGUUGUAUGGUAGCUUUAAGCACCUGGAACUAUGUUCGGGAAGGCAUGAGUCAAGCAAUUUCCAUCCUGCACAUACCGCGAUGUAUAGAAAUGAGUUUCAAGAAAUAGACAUCCCACCCGCACCCCCGCAUUUAUUUUCACUCCUUUUUUCUCUCUCUCAUUCGGCUUAAUUCUUGGGAAUUAAUUGAAUUUAUUCAGAGCCCAGGGAAAUUUUGCUACGAACUGGGGGACAAUCUUAACCCAACAGAAUGAAGGAAGAUCACUUCCCCCCACCUCCUCCUUUUGUACUGAGUGAAAAAGACACUCGUGAAGUGUUUUGAUACCGCAAUAUAUAUUACAGGAUGGCUUAUCCUUGGAUGCUCACAACACGAUCCUUCUAGGAAUUGAGACGAGUUAACCUUUCCAUCAGAAAAAAAAAAGGAACUAGUCCUGAAUGAAAAGAAUAAGCGAGCCAAGGUUCGCAAGAGAGUGAAAAAGGGAAGAACAAACAGCUUAAAAAGAAUUCUAGCAAUUUUUUUAAAAAAUAUGAUUUUAUUGCUUGUUAAUUUUGCCUCUGAAAGUUGGACGCAGUUCACAAUGACUUCUUGAGCCUCUGAAUUUGCUUCUCAGGCAGACAAAAAAUGUAGUUUAUUUUAUUGUUCUUUUGGGAAGGGUUUUGUUUUGUUUUUUUUGUUGGGCGGGUGGGGGUGACCAGAGUAACAAAUAUUUAAAUGUUAGCCCUCAGUAUCAACUUUCUACCUUCUCCAAGCAACACACACCAAUAAUCCUCAAAAAGACAGAAGUCCUCUUUGACUUUUAUGUUUAAAAAGAAUGACUUGAAAAAAAAAAGUGAAUAAAGUGUUCUACCUUCGCAUAAAAAAAAAUAAAAGCUAAACAAAUCUCAAAUAAAGACUCUAUGGAACUAGGGGGGAAAAAACAGUCAACUGUUUACGUCGAAUGUUAAAAUUCAGGAGCUCAAUGUUUUACAAAAAUAAUAAUAAUAAUAAUAAUCCUGUUUUAGAACCUCUUGUUCAAAAGCAAAGUAUUUUGAGCAAUCAACCAAAAUCGUUCAUCUUCGCUUUAUUUUAUUUUUUCCUUUGAUUUUCCCUCCCCUGUAGAUGUAAUAGGACGUUACAGGGCUUAUGAGUCACUUCUAGUUUGUUGAGAUGGUGUUUACACAAGACAAAAGAAGACAAACCUUUUAAAAAAAUCAGACGGUUGCCAAAUAAACAAUUCCAUAGCACAAAACCUGGGUGGUAGGUACCCAUAGGCCAGGAAAAUCUUUUAAACCAAGUGUU